AGGUUUUUUUUAAAAAAAAAAUAGAAAGAAAAAUAUAAGGAAAAUGGCGAACAAGGAAGGGCUCACCCUAACUGGGCUUCUGAAGGAGGCCGCGGAGAAAUUCCCCGGCCGGCGCGCCCUCCUCGUCCCCGGCAAGCUCGAUCUCACGCACGCGCAGCUCCACGACCUCGUCGAGUCCGCCGCCGCCGCCAUUGCUGCCGCAGGCGUCCGCCCGGGCGAUGUCGUCGCCCUCACCUUCCCCAACACCGUCGAGUAUGUGAUCAUGUUCCUGGCGGUGAUACGGGCCCGGGCGGUGGCGGCGCCGCUGAACUCGGCGUACACGGCGGAGGAGUUCGAGUUCUACCUCUCCGACUCCGAGUCGACCCUCCUGUUGACAAACGCGGAGGGCAACGCCGCCGCCGAGGCCGCGGCGUCCAAGCUCGGGAUCCCCCGCGCCACCGCCGCGCUCGCCGACGCGGCCGGGCCGGUCCGGCUCUCCCUCCCGGCCCGGUCCGACCCGGAGGCCGCCCUGUUCGGCAACGAGCCCUCCGACGUGGCCCUCUUCCUCCACACCUCGGGCACGACGAGCCGACCCAAGGGGGUCCCGCUCACCCAGCUCAACCUGGCCGCGUCGGUCAGCAACAUCCGGUCCGUGUACCGGCUCAGCGAGUCGGACGCGACCGUGGUGGUGCUCCCGCUCUUCCACGUCCACGGGCUCGUCGCGGCGCUGCUCAGCUCGCUCGCCGCGGGCGGCGCCGCGGCGCUCCCCGUCGCGGGGCGCUUCUCGGCGUCGGCGUUCUGGGGCGAGAUGCGCGCGGCGGGCGCCACGUGGUACACGGCGGUGCCGACGGUCCACCAGAUCCUGCUGGACCGGCACGCGGCGCGGCCGGAGCCGGAGGGGGCUUACCCGCGGCUCCGGUUCGUGCGGAGCUGCAGCGCGUCGCUGGCCCCGGCGGUGCUGGCGCGGCUGGAGGCGGCGCUGGGCGCGCCGGUGCUGGAGGCGUACGCCAUGACGGAGGCGGCGCACCUGAUGACGUCGAACCCGCUGCCCGAGGACGGGGCCCACAAGGCCGGGUCGGUGGGCCGGGCCGUGGGCCAGGAGUUGGCGGUGCUCGACGAGGAGGGGAACCCGCGUCCGCCGCACGCGCCCGGGGAGGUGUGCGUGCGGGGGCCCAACGUGACCGGCGGCUACAAGAACAACCCGGCGGCCAACCGGGAGGCGUUCCGGCACGGGUGGUUCCACACGGGCGACGUGGGCUUCCUCGACGACGACGGGUACCUGCGCCUCGUGGGCCGGAUCAAGGAGCUCAUCAACCGCGGAGGUGAGAAGAUCUCGCCGAUCGAGGUGGACGCGGUGCUGCUGGCGCACCCGAAUAUCGCGCAGGCCGUGGCGUUCGGCGUGCCCGACGAUAAAUACGGCGAGGAGAUAAACUGCGCGGUGAUUCCGAGGGAGGGGGCGGAGAUCGGGGCGGAGGAGGUGGUGAGCUACUGCAGGAAGAAUCUCGCGGCGUUCAAGGUGCCCAAGAAGGUGUACAUCACCGACUCGCUUCCCAAGACUGCCACAGGGAAGAUCCAACGGCGCUUAUUGGCCGAGCACUUCCUAGCUCCCGCCAAAGCCAUCACGGCCGGGGCAUAGAUAUAUGAUAGAACCAGCUUUUAUUGCUCUCUCUAUAUUAAUAAAAAAAAAAAAAUAAAGGUUUCCAGCCAUAUUUUCUAU
Molecule: messenger RNA, 1696 nt
Organism: Ananas comosus (pineapple)
Lineage: Eukaryota; Viridiplantae; Streptophyta; Magnoliopsida; Poales; Bromeliaceae
Product: oxalate--CoA ligase
Exons: 4
Coding region: 44-1615 (523 amino acids)
Biological process (GO): fatty acid metabolic process
Molecular function (GO): medium-chain fatty acid-CoA ligase activity
Source: RefSeq, a predicted model, not a curated record